Molecule: messenger RNA, 1088 nt
Organism: Lontra canadensis (Northern American river otter)
Lineage: Eukaryota; Metazoa; Chordata; Mammalia; Carnivora; Mustelidae
Gene: TUSC1
Product: tumor suppressor candidate 1
Exons: 1
Coding region: 16-645 (209 amino acids)
Source: RefSeq, a predicted model, not a curated record
GUUGGGACAGGACGGAUGUGGCGCAUGCGUGGUGGCGCCACCAGGCGCGGGAGCUGCGGCGGUGGGGACGGCGGUGGGGACAGCCGCGGGCAGGGCCGCCCCGGCCGGGCUCGUGGGGGUGGCGGCAUCGGCGGUGGCGUGGGCUGGCGAGGCCGUGCGGGCGGCGCCCGACAGCAGCUGGAGGAGCGGUUCGCCGACCUGGCUGCGAGCCACCUGGAGGCCAUCCGCGCGCGGGACGAGCGGGACCGGCAGAACGCGCGGCUGCGCGAAGAGAACGCCCGGCUGCGGCUUGAAAACCGGCGGCUGAAGCGCGAGAACCGCAGUCUCUUCCGUCAGGCUUUGCGGCUUCCCGGCGAGGGUGGUGACGGGGCGGCCACAGAGGCGGCCAGGGCCACCGCGGGCCCCGAGGAGGCCAGCACGAACCGGAGGGCGAGAGGCGGCGGCCUGGAGGACGAGCCCGGCAGCCCCAGGGCCCUGAGGGCCCGGCUGGAGAAGCUGGAGGCCAUGUACCGCCGGGCCCUGCUGCAGCUGCACCUCGAGCAGCGGGGGCCGCGCCCGUGUGGCGACAAGGACGAACCGCCUUUGCGCGCACCCGAGUCAGGCCUGCGCGCCCCGGCCCCGGAGCCCCCAGAGCCCUGGCUGUAGCCGGAGGCCGCGGCCGGGGAGAGGCGGGGCCUCGCGCGGCCCCUCCUUCUCCGCUCGCGGCUCCCGCACCUAGCAACGCCCUGGGCCCUCCGCAGCAGGACUGGACCACUGCGCCCUCCGCCUCCCGCCCCGCGCUGCGCAGCGGGGCUCGGCGUCGGUCGCCUGCGGUUGAGAGCUUGCGGGGCCCCCUGGAUCCCCACAGUGCAGAGCACCUGCCUCUUGCCCCUGCUGGCUUCCGAGGGUUGAGGCCUAGAAACGGAGGGGCGGGUUUGACAACAGCAAGAAAUGGGUGCCAGUCAACACGUCCUAAUGUCUGAACUUUCCAGGGUGUUGUGAGGACCUCUUCUACUCCCCCCCCCGCCUUCCUGUUUUGGUUCUAUGAGGAAUGAAUAAUGCAUUUUGGGUUGGUUGAAUUUGUUGUUCAUACUUCAGUCCCCUAAAUU